AUGGAAUUUCUCUGCAACUUGCUGUCUGUGAAAAUCAUACAAUUAAAAAAUCUACAAAAAGCAGAUAUAUUUACCCAGUCUAAUUGCUAUGUGAGCUUGUUUCUGCCAACGGCUUCAUCUGAAAGAGUCCAGACCAAGACUAUUAAGGACUGUCAGGAUCCAUUGUGGAAUGAAACCUUCAUCUUUAGGAUACAGAAGAAGGUCAAGAAUGUUUUAGAGUUAACGGUUCAUGAUGAAGACAACUGCCUCAUGGAUGGUCACCUUCUCACUGUACUGUUUGAUGUUUCUAAAAUUCAGUUUGGAGAAACAAUUUGCCUCACUUUUCCAUUGGACCCAAAAAUUCAAGAAGAGUUAGAGGUGGAAUUUAGGCUGGAGAGCAUCCCAGUUCCUCUUGAAAAUAUUGUUACUAAUGGCGUAUUAGUGUCCCGUGAAAUGUCCUGCUUGGAGGUAGAGGUACACAUGGAAAAGAUGAAGAAUGAACCAACAGACAAAAGCGUAACAUUCACUGUGCAAGGAUCCUGUGAAGAAAAAAAGUACUUUCCACUGGGCUCUGUGAUGCAUCCCGUUGAUCCUGUUGUGUUUCACUAUAUAAAAUAUCAGCAAUCUAUAUUGGCAGUUGAGUUAACAAAGAAAUUAUGUACCACAUGCUUUCCCACUUGUAGAAAUACUAAUACAGAAGAAAAAGUUUGCCUCACUUUGCCUCUGGAGCCACUCUCUAUCAAAAAGGAAAUAGUCAUAGACAAGAGCAAAACUAUUGAUUUAAGCAUGAAGGUACAAGAUUGGCCAAGAGGCCUAGACGUACGUUUGGGGUAUGAAUUAUGCAUGGAGGAAAAAAUGCUUAUACAGAAGCGAAAGGGGAUAGCUGCAGCUGCCUUGAAAAAGGUUCUCCACCUAGACCGGGAUCUCCAGGACCAUGAGGUACCAGUUAUUGCUGUCAUGGCAACAGGGGGUAGUUCCAGAGCAUUCACUGCUUUACAUGGCCACUUAUUUGGUCUACAAAAAUUGAACCUGUUAGAUUGUCUUUCAUACAUCUCUGGGUCUUCUGGUUCUACAUGGGCCAUGUGCAAUCUGUAUGAGCAAGCCGACUGGUCACACCAAGAUCUUUCAGGAGCAAUAGCAGAAGCUCGCAAGCAAAUGACAAAAUGCAAACUGAAUAUAUUUUGCCUGGAAAAAUUAAAGGAGUACAGUCAUGCGUUGGAGCAGCGGCAAAAAGAAGGAUACAAAACGUGUUUUACUGACCUUUGGGGAAUUUUCAUUGACAAAGCCUUAAGCUGUGGGCCCAACUGUACACUCUCAGGACAGAAGCAUGCGCUGAAUCAUGGCCAGAACCCGCUACCUAUAUACAUGGUUCUCAAUACCAGAGACAAGUACAGCCUUUCAGAAUUUAAAGAAUGGAUGGAAUUUACACCCUAUGAGGUUGGAUUACUAAAAUAUGGUGCAUAUAUUCGUUCUGAGGAUUUUGGAAGCAAAUUCUUUAUGGGUCGGCUGAUGAAGAAAGCUCCUGAAUCUGAAAUCUGCUACAUGAAAGGUUUGUGGAGUAAUGUAUUUUCCUAUCACCUCCUGGAUGCCUCACCUGGACGUAAUAUUCCAGAAGAAAAUUGCUGGCACAGAUGUACCCGGGAUACAAUAAACAAUAUUGAAGAAAGGCCUCCUCAACCACUAUCACCACAUCAGUUGCAUACUUACCUGGUUGCUCCUGCCUGUAAAUUUGCGAAGCUCCUUCGGGAGGUUUUAACAAAGAGCUUAACAAUAUCAGAGGUGUACAAUUUCAUACAUGGACUCCAGCUAAACAAUGGGUAUUUUGAUAACAAGAACUUUGAGUUAUGGAAAGAUACUAUACUAGAUGAUCUUCCGAACAAUCUGAAUACAACAGAGUACCUGUCCCUUGCAGAUACUGCAGCCUAUAUUGAUUCCAGCUACCCCACACUCAUGAAGCCGGAGAGAAAAGUAGAUGUGAUUGUGCAUCUAAAUUAUUCUUCAGGAUCUCAGACAGAAGUGAAUUUCCCCAGGAAGUACAUUCAUGGCAUGGUUCUGGGGGAAGCGGGAGGAGGAAAAAAGGGAGUGAUGUCAGCACAUCGGGAUGCUUUUGACAUCUCCCACAGUUUCCUGCCAGAGGAAGAGGGAAAGCACCUGCUGGCAGUUGCUCCUGAGGCCGGGGGAAGGGGCUCGUAA
Sphaerodactylus townsendi is the source of this 2172-nucleotide messenger RNA. RefSeq names its product cytosolic phospholipase A2 epsilon-like. The transcript has 19 exons. Gene Ontology annotation, molecular function: calcium ion binding; calcium-dependent phospholipid binding. The record is from RefSeq and is a predicted model, not a curated record. NCBI's taxonomy places the organism in Eukaryota, Metazoa, Chordata, Lepidosauria, Squamata, Sphaerodactylidae. Gene Ontology annotation, cellular component: cytosol. The coding region runs from base 1 to 2172 and encodes 723 amino acids. Gene Ontology annotation, biological process: glycerophospholipid catabolic process.